Ceratitis capitata (Mediterranean fruit fly) is the source of this 521-nucleotide messenger RNA. RefSeq lists its product as uncharacterized. Lineage: Eukaryota; Metazoa; Arthropoda; Insecta; Diptera; Tephritidae. The coding region runs from base 1 to 444 and encodes 147 amino acids. The transcript has 3 exons. The record is from RefSeq and is a predicted model, not a curated record.
AUGCCGACAAAAACUCAAAACACAAUUCAAAGCUUGUAUGGAGGGUCAAACCCUUCUGACCAAAAUGCAUAUACCGCACAAUCAUUGGCUAGAGAAUGGUCAAACUAUAACCAUCCUUACAAAAACCACAAUCCUACUGGCACCAAGCCUAUUUACCAUGCGGAGGCAUUGAGCCAUGAAAUAAAAUCUUUUAUACACCUGAGAAUAGGUCACACUUCAAGAACACAUUCUCAUCUUUUAAAGGGCUCCGAUAAACUCGGGUAUAUACUAUGCAACUCUAACAUGACGGCGACCCACAUACUAGAUGAAUGCAUUAACCUGCGCCAAAACAGGUCAACUAUAUUCGGUAACAUGAAGCCAUCAAACCUUCUUAAAGUACCAAGUCUCGUUAACAUCCGGGCUAUCAACAAGUUUCUUAAAUUAUGUAAUAUUAGGGAUAUUUAAUAGAUACUAAAUGCUGUAAAUAGGCAUAGUCUGUAAAUGUAAAUUCUUAAGGUACACAUUAUGUUCAAUAUUGACAG